Molecule: messenger RNA, 611 nt
Organism: Mycetomoellerius zeteki
Lineage: Eukaryota; Metazoa; Arthropoda; Insecta; Hymenoptera; Formicidae
Gene: Obp6
Product: odorant binding protein 6
Exons: 6
Coding region: 43-507 (154 amino acids)
Molecular function (GO): odorant binding
Source: RefSeq, a predicted model, not a curated record
UCUAGUGGCGAUUCAUCUAUAUCGUGCUAAAAAAGAGAUUAAAUGAACAAACAAAAUCAAAGGCAACAAAUAAGAAUGAAAGGCACUAGUACGAUUUUCUUUAUUUCAUUCGUGCUCAUGGCGAAUCUUCAAAAUAGCGAAGGUAAAAGAAUGUCCCUUGAGGAGACGAAGGAAGCUCUGGAACCAUUAAGGAAACAUUGCAUGGAAAAAGUGGGCAUGGAUUCAAAGAUGCUCGAUGACGUAAAAAAAGGUAUUUUCGCAACGGAUUGGAGAUCGAAAUGUUACUUUAAAUGUGUGCUGCUAAAUACAAAAAUUAUGAAGAAUGACAAGAUAGUCGAAAAAGCUUUAAAAAAUAUCGUUGAAACCAUGUUAUUGGAGGAAUAUAUAUCACCUAUCAUGAAAAUAAUGGAACAAUGUUUACCACUUGUAAAAAAAUUCAAAGGAUGUGAAUUAGCAUACGAAUUAGCUAAGUGCAGCUAUGAUCCUUCGCUUUCAUUUUUGCAGUGAAGACAUCUCUUUCAAUGGAUAUCUUUCAUUUGGAUAAUUAUGGGAGCAAUUUUGGCUCAUCUUAUAUAAGUCAUAUGAGGAAGCCAUUUCAGAAAUGAUUAUAC